Molecule: messenger RNA, 1360 nt
Organism: Trichosurus vulpecula (common brushtail)
Lineage: Eukaryota; Metazoa; Chordata; Mammalia; Diprotodontia; Phalangeridae
Gene: UROD
Product: uroporphyrinogen decarboxylase
Exons: 9
Coding region: 99-1259 (386 amino acids)
Biological process (GO): heme biosynthetic process
Cellular component (GO): cytosol
Molecular function (GO): uroporphyrinogen decarboxylase activity
Source: RefSeq, a predicted model, not a curated record
GGGGCGGACCCCGGGGCGGGCGACAGGGCUGGGGGCGGGGCUUCCGGAGGAGACCCGGGCUGCUCCAGGACCCCGCAGAGGAGAGUGGGGUCCGCACGAUGGAGGAGACCGGGGUAAGCAGCAGCUGCAGCCCCAGCAUUAGCCAGAGCCCGGAUCCUAGCCCAGGCGGGGACUGCCGCCAGGCCUUCCCCAAGCUGCAGAAUGACACGUUCCUGCGGGCAGCCUGGGGGGAGGCCACGGACUACACGCCGGUGUGGUGCAUGCGCCAGGCAGGCCGCUACCUGACAGAGUUCAUGGCCACCCGGGCUGGACAGGACUUCUUCGUCACCUGCCGCUCCCCCGAGACCUGCUGCGAGCUGACCCUGCAGCCACUCCGACGCUUUCCCUUGGAUGCUGCCAUCAUCUUCUCUGACAUCCUGGUGGUGCCCCAGGCAUUGGGCAUGCAGGUGACCAUGGUACCCGGCAAAGGACCCACCUUCCCAUCGCCCCUACGGGACGAGGAGGACCUGGACCGCCUCCAAGCCCCUGUAGACGUGAACAAGGAGCUGGGCUACGUGUUCCAGGCCAUCACACUGACCCGCCACCGGCUCGCCGGGCGUGUGCCCCUCAUCGGCUUCUCAGGGGCCCCGUGGACGCUGAUGUCCUAUAUGGUGGAGGGGGGUGGCUCAAACACCAUGGCCCAGGCCAAACGGUGGCUCUACCAGUGGCCCAAGGCCAGUCACCGCCUACUGGGCCUCCUCACUGAUGUCCUUGUCCCCUAUCUUGUGGGCCAGGUGGCUGCAGGGGCCCAGGCCCUGCAGGUGUUUGAGUCUCAUGCGGGGCACCUGGGCCCCGAGCUCUUCUCCGAGUUUGCACUGCCCUACAUCCGUGACGUGGCCAAGAGGGUGAAGGCCGGGCUGCAGGAGGCGGGGCUGGCACCGGUGCCCUUGAUCAUCUUUGCCAAGGAUGGACACUACGCGCUGGAAGAGCUGUCCCAGGCCGGCUACGAAGUGGUUGGAAUUGACUGGAAAGUGAACCCUGCCCUGGCCCGGGAACGUGUGGGAAAGUUGGUGACCUUGCAGGGCAAUCUGGACCCCUGUGCCCUCUACGCCUCCAAGGAGAAGAUUGGACAGUGCGUGGAACAGAUGCUAGAUGCCUUUGGGCCCCAGCGGCACAUCGCCAACCUUGGCCACGGGAUCUACCCGGACAUGGAUCCUGCUCAUGUUGGCGCCUUUGUGGAGGCUGUGCAUCGGCACUCUCGCCGGCUCCGUAACAACUGACCCUCCCCCACUUCUGCCCCCCCAGGGCUGGUCUCAGGUGCCCCCCACCCUUGACAUGAGAAUGUCUAUUUUUAAGAGAAUAAAGAGUCUAGUCUCUAGCG